Molecule: messenger RNA, 4278 nt
Organism: Pongo pygmaeus (Bornean orangutan)
Lineage: Eukaryota; Metazoa; Chordata; Mammalia; Primates; Hominidae
Gene: SLC26A1
Product: solute carrier family 26 member 1
Exons: 2
Coding region: 3604-4278 (224 amino acids)
Biological process (GO): sulfate transmembrane transport
Cellular component (GO): membrane
Molecular function (GO): secondary active sulfate transmembrane transporter activity
Source: RefSeq, a predicted model, not a curated record
UUUUUUUUUUUUUGAGACAGAACUGGCCGGGCGCGGUGGCUUACACCUGUAAUCCCAGCACUUUGGAAAGCCGAGGCAGGUGGAUCACGAGGUCAGGAGUUCAAGACUAGCCUGACCAACAUAGUGAAACCGUCUCUACUAAAAAUACAAAAAUUAGCCGGGCAUGGUGGCGCACGCCUGUAGUCCCAACUACUCAGGCAGCUGAGGUAGGAGAAAUGCUUGAACCUGGGAGGCAGAGGCUGCAGUGAGCCAAGAUUGCGCCACUGCACUUCAGCCUGGGCAACAGAGUGAGACUCCAUCUCAAAAAAAAGACUUGCAGGCUGGAGUGAAGUGGUACAAUCAUACCUCACUGCAGCCUGGACCUCCAGGGCUCAAGCGAUCGUCCUACCUUAGCUUCCCAAAGUGCUGGGCCAAUGAUAGCAUUUGUUUUUGAGACAGGCUGUUGCUCUGUAGCCUAGGAUAGGGUGCAGUGGCGCAAUCAUACCUCAUGGCAGACUCAAACUCCUGGACUCAAGCCAUGCUCCCGCCUGAGCUGCUUGAGUAGCUGGGAUACAGGCACACACCACCACACCCAGCUAAUUUUUUACUUUUAAUUUUUGUAAAGGUUGGGGGGCGGGGGGCGGCCAGGUGCAGUGGCUCAAGCCUGUAAUCCCAGCACUUUGGGAGGCCGAGGCGGGUGGAUCACGAGGUCAGGAGAUUUGAGACCAUCCUGGCUAACAUGGUGAAACCCUGUCUCUACUAAAAAUACAAAAAAUUAGCCGGGCGUAGUGGCGGGCGCCUGUAGUCCCAGCUACUUGGGAGGCUGAGGCAGGAGAAUCACUUGAACCCGGGAGGCAGAGCUUGCAGUGACCUGAGAUCAUGCCACUGUACUCCAGCCUGGGCAACAGAGCAAGACUGCAUCUCAAAAAAAAAAUUAGCCGGGCGUAGUGGCGGGCGCCUGUAGUCCCAGCUACUCGGGAGGCUGAGGCAGGAGAAUGGCGUGAACCCGGGAGGCGGAGCUUCCAGUGAGCCGAGAUCACACCACUGCAUUCCAGCCUGGGUGACAGAGCAAGACUCCGCCUCAAAAAAAAAAAAAAAAAAAGAAAAGGUGGUGGGGGCGUCUCACUAUGUUGACCAGGCUGGUCUUGAACUCCUGGCCUUAAGCGAUCCUCCUGUCUGGGCCUCCCAAAGUGUUGGAAUUACAGGAGUGAACCACCGUGCCUGGCUAAUAAUUCCUUUUAAAAAGCAGCUUACCCUUAUUUUCACAUGUGGGCCUAAUUUAGUUCACUUUAAAAAAUCAUUUAUCCUCACCCCAGCCCUAUGAGGCAGGCACUGCUGGUCCCAGCCUGUGAUAGAGGGGAGGGCAGAGGAGCCGUGAGGGUGACCAGGCACUGUGGGUCGGCGCUGGGUACGGUCAGACCAGGAAUCCUGGCCAGUCAUGGCACCUUGACCCCAGCAGCCCUUGCCCUGGGCGGUGAGCACCACAUACCGGCAGCCUUGUGCUGAGCCGGCUGUUGGCCUCUGCCCUGCUCCAGCUUGGACUAGGCUGGCUCCUUGCAGGACCAGGAGGGUGUCCAGCGACUGGACAUGGAGACCAACCCUCCCUCAGCCCCGCCUGGGUUUGAAGGCUGCUACACUCGACCCCAGACCCCAGAGCUGAAGGUUUGCCUGUGCUCAGCCCCUGAGCCCCCGCCUCCCGCUGGUCCCUAAGCCCUCCAGGCAGGGCUGCAGAGCCACAGCUGCAGCCGCUCCUGGGCGGCUGGGAGCUCAUCAGAGGCCCACACAGCUCUAACUACUACAAGCCCCUGAUUACAGUUCAACUCCCGGAUUAGCCGAUCAGGUAACAUGGCUGGAGAAACCCGUGACUCAGCAAUCUGUAGGUAAAUAAUUUAACUACAGAGUCCAGUGCACAGACCACUGCCUGCAGGUCGGCGCCAGAGCCACCACCCCCUACUCUCCCCGCCGCUCGCGGGAGCCAGAGGGCCCUGCGGUCCUUGGUGGUCUUGCCAGCCCCUCGACAUCCCAGGGCCCUCCGCGCCUGGGAGGACUCCCUCAGGUAAGAACCAUCCUGGGCCCAGAUCUCAGCCGCAGCAGACGGGGGUGUGGGAGCCGAGGCCAGAAAUGCCCUGGACUUGUGGUUUCUUAGGGGCACCCUCAGGCUCAAGGCAGGUGGCCCUACUGUCCCCAUUCCACACACCUGGACCCCAGGGGCUUGGGGUGGGCUUCAGGGCAUCCAGGGACCCAGUGUGGUGGGGUCUUCCAGGGAAGGGGACACAACUCUUGCAAUGUUGCCUGAGGGCCAGGACCCCCGCUCUGUGCCCAGCCUGCACGUGUCAACCUACCAGGUUGGGCUCACUCCCCCAACACACCCACCAGGAGACUGCAGCUCCCACACCCUGGGCCAGCGUGCAAACAGCAGGCUCAGCCCAGGCUGCAGGGUGUCCUGGGAGCAAAGUCUUUGCCUAACGUCACUGAGAAGAAUGUUUAAAGUGAAAGUACAUUGGAGCCUGCAAACAGGACAGACCCAAGGGCUCACGUGGGACCGGUCAGGCCUCUAAGCACCGCCUCCCUAACGCCACGGUGUUUUCCGAGGUCAAGGGAAAGGUCAGGUGCCUUUCCGGCUCUGCCGGCCCAGGGUGGCUGUGUGCAGCGGGCUGGGCCCUCUUGGUGCUGCCUCAGGACAGUGUGUCAUGGCCGUUCCACAGUGAGCUGGUGCAGCCGGGGAAAAAGGGCGCCUCACGUCCCAGAACUGUCUGGACAGGGGAGACAGACGCCAGUCAGCCUCCUCCCCUCCCAGCUGGCCCUGAUGGGGCCCCCGUCUAGGUAUAUUCUCAGAAUUCUGUCCCAAGGCCAGGCGGAUGGGCUAGGCUAGUGUCUGAGCACUGCUCCCCCUGGCAGACUUAGGGUCCCAGCACCCACAAAGCUUGGCAGGGACAUAGGAGGCCUCUUCCUGAGACUUCCGCCAGCCCCAGGACCCACAGGGCAGGUGACAGAGGGGUGGGUGGAGGUGUCUCCAGGAGAGCAGGCAAUGGUUUGGAUGGGGGAGGGAGGGCUCUGGUGUGGGCAUGGGGUGGACAGCAGGACCGUUCGCCAACCUGGGGAGCCAGGGAGGUGGACACAGAGCAUCUGGACUCAGGCUUGCCUGCACCUGUGUCCAGUGACUGUGACAUUCUGACCCGAAGCACAUGUGUGCGUGCUGGCAGCCCAGCCUGUUCCAUCCCCAUUGGGGAGGUAAGCUUCAGGAGGCUACUGGGUGGGUUUCAGACAGGAACUGCAGAGCCAGUGGGCCAGAGCUGAGCCUGGACAGGGUCCCGCCACACUGCCCCUCAGCACUGCUGGCCUCAGCACACCCCGUGGCAUGGGCUUGGUGUCGUAAUCCCAUCUCACCCCACGAUGGAUUCUGGAGCCAGCAGUGCCCGGCGUCCAUCCAUAUCGGGCAUGGGACUGGGGCCCGCACUGCCGGGAGAAGGCCCAGAACCAAUCCCUGGCCCUGGGUGGGCGAGGUGUCCACCCCAAGGGGCCCGUUGCUGCCCGGGACCUUGUCGUUUGGCCCUGGAUCCGGGGGCUCCUGUGACCAUGCCCUCUUCUCAGCUGCAGGUCGGCCACAGGACCUGACGCAGCAGGAUGGACGAGUCCCCUGAGCCUCUGCAGCAGGGCAGAGGGCUGGUGCUGGUCCGACGGCAGCGCCCAGCACCCCAGGGUCUGCUUGAGAUGCUGAAGGCCAGGCUGUGGCAGAGCUGCUCGUGCAGCGUGCUGUGCGCCCAGGCGCUGGUGCAGGACCUGCUCCCCGCCACGCGCUGGCUGCGUCAGUACCGCCCGCGAGAGUACCUGGCAGGCGACGUCAUGUCUGGGCUGGUCAUCGGCAUCAUCCUGGUGCCGCAGGCCAUCGCCUACUCAUUGCUAGCCGGGCUGCAGCCCAUCUACAGCCUCUAUACGUCCUUCUUCGCCAACCUCAUCUACUUCCUCAUGGGCACCUCACGGCACGUCUCCGUGGGCAUCUUCAGCCUGCUUUGCCUCAUGGUGGGGCAGGUGGUGGACCGGGAGCUCCAGCUGGCCGGCUUUGACCCCUCCCAGGACGGCCUGCAGCCCGGGGCCAACAGCAGCAUCCUCAACAGCUCGGCUGCCAUGCUGGACUGCGGGCGUGACUGCUACGCCAUCCGCGUCGCCACUGCCCUCACGCUGAUGACCGGGCUUUACCAGACGUCCUGGGGUAGAAACAGCUUCCAGCAACAUCCAUGGCAACUAACACAGAGGAGUGACUCACAGGAACUUCUGGAAGAGGAGGAAAGAUCUUGCUGA